AAAGUGAUAUUGGAUAUUUUAUAUACAGAUAAUAUACAAUGGUUUCUAAAAACGUUUUCUUGAUUGUUGCCGCAACAUACUGUACCAUAAUUGAUAAAUCACAAGGACAGGAAGACUGUGUGCCUAGUGUCAAGAGCGUCUCAAUCGCAUCAAAUGCUACGUUGUUCUGGGAGGUGGACCCCGAUAGGCCAUGUGAAAUAACGAAUUUUAAGAUAGACAUCGAAGGCGAUAGAGAGGACGAAUAUCAUUUUACCGUCACCGAAAGUUUUGUAGAUUUAUCCUUCCUGGAGAUUUGUGAGAAAUGGCAAUUCACAGUUACACCAAUUUCCAACGAGGUCAUUGGAUUUGCGCAUACCAUGACAAGUUACAUCCCGCUUCCACCAGACGCUGACCUCACUAUAAACCGCUUCAGGUUCAGCUUAUCCGGUAGAACCCUCAUUCUGGAGUGGGAUCUGCGCAACCAGACCCUUGGAGACUGCACCUUAGAGUACCUUUUGACCCUCCAAGACCUUGAUCGCGGUACCAUAGAAGACGCCUACGUAGAGGGUAGGACGGCACGCGUAGACACCGUCUCGCCUUGUAUUACUUACGAGAUGAACGUUCGAGCUAUCAAUCAAGCCCAUCCUGCCAGAGAGGGACCUAUAGCAAGAUUGAAUUUGGUAAUGGGAAACAGAGCUCAGUCAGCCCCAACCCUGAAAUCGGUAGAAGCUAAAGCUACAUCUCUCACUUUGACGUGGACUUUGGAGGGAGACGCCAACAGGUGUCCUCUGCGAAGUUUCUACAUCGACGGUGGCAACUACUUCAAUGUGUCUGUUCCCCUGCAGGGUGUGGAAGACCCGUCAACGGUUUCAAUGGAAAUCACGGGUCUCAGGUCUAACAGCAUGUACUUGAUGAGGGCUUCUGUGGAGAACAGUGGGGGAUGGUCUCAAACUACGCCUAUAGCUGUACAGACACUUGAUUGGUCUACCGAUUAGUAUAUUCAGUGAUAUUUGAUUAUAUUGUUAUUGAAUCAUCAUUUUAUUAAAUAUAUUCUAUAAGUAGUAU
Molecule: messenger RNA, 1044 nt
Organism: Anoplophora glabripennis (Asian longhorned beetle)
Lineage: Eukaryota; Metazoa; Arthropoda; Insecta; Coleoptera; Cerambycidae
Exons: 4
Coding region: 39-974 (311 amino acids)
Molecular function (GO): protein binding
Source: RefSeq, a predicted model, not a curated record